Messenger RNA from Scomber japonicus (chub mackerel), 1978 nucleotides. RefSeq names its product THUMP domain containing 2 (gene thumpd2). Gene Ontology annotation, biological process: tRNA methylation. The record is from RefSeq and is a predicted model, not a curated record. The transcript has 11 exons. Gene Ontology annotation, molecular function: tRNA (guanine) methyltransferase activity; RNA binding. Lineage: Eukaryota; Metazoa; Chordata; Actinopteri; Scombriformes; Scombridae. Bases 78 to 1862 code for a protein of 594 amino acids.
GUCUGAAAGUAGAGACGUGAGAAACUUUUGCAGGCAUAUGUGAGUGUUUGUGAAGACUGGACAUAGUAAACGACACAAUGACUGAACCGAGUUUAUUUCGGUACUUCUGCACCGCCGGUAACGGGAUGGAGAGGUUCUUAGUGGAGGAGGUGAAGACGAAGCUGGCGGCUGAAGAUGUGUGUCAGAUGCCAGGUAAAGUGUUGUUCAGCUCCUCUGCAACGAUCGUCAGAGUCAGUGAGCUGAAGGCUGCAGAGAGACUCUUCCUGCUGUUGAAACAAGACUCACCUGUGAUUUUGUCUGGUCACACCAACCCAGCAAAGGCAACCUUUGUGUUGCAGUCCAGACUUUUAGGCUCCUUGAAUGAAUGGACCAGUGCUGUAAUGACAUGGAGCCGCCUGCAGGGGGAGUUGGCAGGAAGGAGAACCACUGUCAACAUACCAAGCACUUCCCUGAAAGGGAGGAGAAAGGGGGAGGAAGGCAGAGAGAAUGAAGAACUGGGGAAAGAGGAGGAGAAGUGCAAUGAGGGGUUCAGAAUAAAUACAGGAGAGCAGAGGGAGGAAGAGAGUGAAAAAGGGAGCUUGAGAAGUCCAGUACAGAGAGGCGAAAAGACGAGCAGAGAAACCUGUGGAGUUGAAGCCCAAACACUGGAGAAGAAAAGAAAGAGGGAUGAUGAAGAGGAGGCUAGUAGUGACAAAAAUGUACAGAAACAGAGGAUAACGAGAGAGGGUGAUGAAGAGGAGAGGAGGGUGGUCAGCUGUGUACAAAAUGGAAAAAAAGGAACAAUAUCAGAAACAGAUUUGUAUGGCUCAGGAUCAGUUUGUGAUCACACAACACCAGGACUAGACCACUGUGUUGUGGAAAAUGUGGAACAUGUGAAGACCACCAGAGGAGGAGAUGAGACACUAUUGCAACCCAGCAGGAACAAACCAGAGCCGCCGCUGCCGCCUUCUUCUUCUGUCCCCGUCUCCUUCAGGAUCAGCUGCAAGUGUACUGGAUCUCUGUCCCGAUACCUCAGCAUACAGGAGGUGAGCAGAGUUAUUGGAGCAGGUCUGAGCAGACAGUUGGGCUGGAAAGUUGACCUGAGGAAUCCACAGCUGGAGGUCAAUGUUUACUUGAGUGAUGACCACUGCCUGCUGGGGAUACCACUAACCAGGUUACCUCUGGCUAACCGGAGCUACAUUAAAACCACAGGACUGAGGUCAACAGUCGCCUGGGCUAUGGCCUCACUGGCUCAGAUACAGUCAGGUUUCUGUGUGGUCGACCCAAUGUGUGGGGUGGGAACCAUCUUAAUCGAAGCAGCACAGGAACACAAGGAUGUCUGUUUCCUGGGUAUGGACAUUGACGAUGGACAGCUGCAGAAGGCUAAUGAGAACGUAGCAUUUGCUGAGCUGGGAAACAGGAUACAUCUGCUGAACGCUUCAUCUAUGGUGCUGCCUUUGCCCAGCUCCAGUGUAGAUGCUGUCGUCUGUGACCUGCCAUUUGGCAGAAAAUUUGGCAGCAAAACAAACAUGGCAGCCAACCUGCCACUCAUCCUCACUGAAAUGGAGAGAGUCCUCUGUGUUGGUGGUACCCUGGUUCUCCUCCUAAGUCCUCAGUUGUCCUGUCAACUGAAAAAACUCCUGGUGCAGAAAGACACCAGACCAAAGUCUAACCAGGAAACUGAGCCUCACACUGGGACACAAGACUGCCCAUUUUCUCCUCUGUCAUCCUCAAAGCAGCAGACUUUCCAACCAGACCAUCAGACUGGGCUACAACCCAGUCCUCCUCCCCCUCUCUCCUCACUGAAGCACCAAGUGACUCUGAGAGUCAGCUUAGGCGCGAUAGAUGGACUCAUCCAUAAAUAUGUCAAGACAGACACUUGAUCCUUACUGGUGGAAGUAACAUUUCAAAGUAAUUUUUAAGUAACAAGUAUUUUUCUCUAUAUAUCAUGACCAAUAAGUGUUUUUUUUUUUUAUACCUACUCUGUAACAUGUAUAUU